CAUACCAUAUGUUAUAUUACUUCUAAUAUGGCGAACUUUCUUGAUCAUCAACAUCAUCCUCUGCAACACGUUUGACUAUUACGUAGUUGUUAUGGGAUGUUGGUUUAAUUGUGCAUCAUAUUCCUUUUUGAGACAUUUUUAUUCAUUUCAUCAUCCUGAACAUAUCUUGUAAAAAUGAGUGUCGACGCAUACGGACCGAGUUCUCAAACUUUAACGUUUUUGGACACGGAGGAAGCGGAUCUUAUUGGUGCUGAUACACAAGGGUCCGAAUUCGAAUUUACGGAUUUUACAUUACCAUCACAAAGCCAAACUCAGGCGUCACAACACGAUCAUGGCUUAAGUUCAUCUAACCAGGUGAAUGGAAUAGGACGUCAAGAUUUAAGUUCUAAGAUCACUGGCGUUACUAAUACUAUUGCAGAAUUGCAAUUUGAGGAGGAAGAUGAGGCAUUGUAUGGGAGUAAGGAGCUACCAGAACACGCGUGCAAAUACUGCGGUAUCCACGACCCCGCCACUGUCGUGAUGUGUAACAUAUGUAACAAGUGGUUUUGUAAUGGUCGUGGCAAUACAUCUGGGUCUCACAUCAUCAAUCAUCUAGUGAGAGCUAAGCAUAAGGAAGCUGCGUUACACAGAGAUGGGCCUCUUGGGGAAACAUUACUGGAGUGCUAUUCAUGUGGAGCAAGGAAUGUUUUUGUUCUGGGUUUCAUACCUGCUAAAGCGGACUCUGUUGUUGUAUUGCUGUGUCGCCAACCAUGUGCAGCCCAAAGUUCAUUGAAAGAUAUGAACUGGGAUCAAGAACAAUGGAAACCAUUGAUUUCCGACCGCGCUUUCUUGUCCUGGCUAGUAAAGGUUCCCUCAGAAACGGAGCAAAUGAGGGCACGUCAAGUGUCACCACAACAAAUCGGCCGUCUGGAGGAACUGUGGCGCGACAAUGUCGAUGCGACAUUUCAAGAUCUGGAGAAACCUGGAGUAGAUGAGGAGCCCCAUCAGGUUCUGCUACGAUAUGAAGAUGGUUACCAGUACCAAAAUAUAUUUGGGCCACUUGUUAAAUUAGAAGCGGAUUACGACAAAAGGCUGAAGGAGUCGCAGACACAGGAGGGUAUUGAAGUACGUUGGGAUGUUGGCCUCAAUAAGAAGACCAUUGCAUUCUUCACACUCGCUAAAACUGAUAGCGACAUGAAACUAAUGCAUGGAGAUGAACUUAGAUUGAGAUAUGUGGGUGAAUUGCAUAAGACUUGGUCAGGUGUGGGUCAUGUCAUCAAAGUGCCCGAUAACUAUGGUGAUGAUGUGGGUCUGGAACUGAAGAGUGGUGCUGGAGCUCCUUUGGAAUGCACAUCCAACUUUGUGGUCGACUUCAUCUGGAAGAGUACUUCAUUUGAUCGAAUGCAACUCGCUCUCCGCAAGUUCGCGGUGGACGAGUCGUCUGUUUCGGGCUACAUCUACCGCCGGCUGCUGGGCCACGAGGUGGAGGAGGUGCUGUUCCGCGUUCACCUGCCCAAGCACUUCAGUGCGCCUAACCUACCUGACCUCAACCGAUCACAGGUGUAUGCUGUUAAACAUGCGCUUCAACGUCCUCUAUCGCUGAUCCAAGGUCCUCCGGGUACUGGAAAAACUGUGACGUCAGCAACGAUCGUGUACCAGCUGGUGCGACAGAGCGGCGGACCGGUGCUCGUGUGCGCGCCUUCCAACACCGCCGUCGACCAGCUCACAGAGAAGAUCCACCGCACGGGGCUCAAGGUGGUGCGGCUGUGCGCCAAGUCGCGCGAGGCAAUGGAGUCAUCGGUUUCCUUCCUGGCGCUGCACGAGCAGGCGCGCGCACUCGGCUCCGCGGAUUCGGAGCUGCGCAAACUCACCCGGCUGAAGGAGGAGGCGGGCGAGCUGGCAGCCGGCGACGAGCGUCGCUACCGCGCCCUGCGCCGCGCCGCCGAGAGGCGCCUGCUGGACGCCGCGGAUGUCGUCUGCACCACCUGCGUGGGCGCCGGAGACCCGCGUGUCGCCCGCAUGCGCUUCCAAUCCAUCCUCAUCGACGAGGGUAUGCAGUCGACGGAGCCCGAGUGCAUGGUGCCCGUCGUGCUCGGCGCCCGGCAGCUCAUUCUCGUGGGUGACCACUGCCAGCUGGGACCCGUCGUCAUGUGCAAGAAGGCCGCCAAGGCAGGCCUCAGCCAGAGUCUUUUCGAGCGUCUCGUCGUACUCGGCAUCCGUCCCUUCCGUCUGGAAGUACAGUAUCGUAUGCAUCCGGAGUUGUCGCGCUUCCCAUCCGACUUUUUCUACGAGGGCUCCCUUCAAAACGGCGUGAGUGCAGAAGAUAGGAGACUACAUAAAAUAGAUUUCCCGUGGCCGAGACCGGACCGGCCUAUGUUCUUCUACGUGACACAGGGUCAGGAAGAGAUCGCCGGCUCGGGAACCUCAUACCUGAACCGCACCGAGGCCGCUAACGUCGAGAAGUUAACGACACGCUUUCUCAAGGCGGGCGUCCGCCCCGAGCAGAUCGGCAUCAUCACCCCCUACGAGGGCCAGCGCUCGUACCUCGUGCAGCACAUGCAGUACCAGGGCAGCCUGCACGCCAAGCUCUACCAGGAAAUAGAGGUGGCCAGCGUCGAUGCGUUCCAGGGCCGAGAAAAGGAUAUCAUUAUAAUGUCUUGCGUCCGCUCCAACGAACACCAGGGCAUAGGUUUCCUGAGUGACCCGAGACGCUUGAACGUGGCCUUGACUCGCGCCAAGUACGGCCUCAUCGUGGUCGGCAACCCUAAAGUUCUGAGCAAGCAACCCCUCUGGAACCAUCUGCUCGCGUUCUACAAGGAGCGGCGCGUGCUCACCGAGGGCCCGCUCUCCAACCUCAAGGAGUCCGCGAUCCAGUUCGCCAAGCCAAAGAAACUCGUCAACUCGCAGAACCCGGGCUCGCAUUUCAUGUCGACGUCGAUGUUCGACGCGCGCGAGGCCAUGGUGCCGGGCUCGGUGUACGAUCGCGCGCGGCCGCCGCGGGACCCGCUCGCGUACGUGGGCGCGCCUACGUCCGCGCACGCGGGCGUGCCCCCCGCCGCGUUCCCGCAGCGCGCCGCCAUGCGCGCCCGCCGCCGCCCGCCGCGCCUCUCGCAGGAGCCGCUGUCGCAGCAGCCGCCGCUGUCGCUGUCGCAGGGCGCCUCGCAGCCGGACUUCAGCCAGGAGUCGGCGGCGCCAGACUGCCCCUCGCAGCCGGACGGGCUGCUGUCGCAAGACUCGUCGUACCAGGGCGGAUUCCGCGCACGCUGCAGCCAGUACUGAGGGGGACGGAGAGUGCCGCAUCAGACCUCACUCCGCGGUGCCGGCGGACGCGCCACUGCCACCGCCGCCGGGCGCGAGGAGCGCGAGGAGCGCAGCGAGCCCACACACGACGCGACACACGACACCCUACGGCUCUGAUACAGGGAUAGAGAUAAGUUCGGGCGACGUUGUCUUGGAAAUUGUUUAUCGGUUCAAAUUAGCGAAUGUCGAUUCGGUGAAAUUGUUAGUUUCGUCAAACAUGCCACGGAGUAAGCGUACUUUCAUAGAUCGUCACCUCAAAGUCUCGGUGUUUCUCAAAUGGUCAUCUUCUAAAUGUUCCAUGUGAAAUUGUACGAAUAAAACUAAGGAAACGGCAAUUUGUAAUCCAUUCAUAUUUUAGCAAUGUACUAUCUUAUUUUCACAUUAAAAUGAAAUAGUUUCGCCAAUCGAUAUAUAUUUUAUUCAAGUAUCAAAUAUACCCAUUUCACUUAGGCAUUAAAUUGUAUGCUAGUAAAAAAAACUACCGACUUUCUGACAGAAAUUAA
Molecule: messenger RNA, 3782 nt
Organism: Papilio machaon (common yellow swallowtail)
Lineage: Eukaryota; Metazoa; Arthropoda; Insecta; Lepidoptera; Papilionidae
Gene: Upf1
Product: regulator of nonsense transcripts 1 homolog
Exons: 10
Coding region: 175-3258 (1027 amino acids)
Biological process (GO): nuclear-transcribed mRNA catabolic process, nonsense-mediated decay
Cellular component (GO): cytoplasm
Molecular function (GO): RNA binding; RNA helicase activity; DNA binding
Source: RefSeq, a predicted model, not a curated record